This is a messenger RNA of Penicillium malachiteum, 1476 nucleotides long. Its product is annotated as FAD-binding oxidoreductase. The record is from RefSeq and is a predicted model, not a curated record. The coding region runs from base 1 to 1476 and encodes 491 amino acids. The transcript is spliced from 2 exons. Gene Ontology annotation, molecular function: oxidoreductase activity; FAD binding. Lineage: Eukaryota; Fungi; Ascomycota; Eurotiomycetes; Eurotiales; Aspergillaceae.
AUGACGUAUAGACUACUGGAAACAACAGUGGCCGCGUGCCUCAUAAUAUCUGCUAGCGCAGCACGCUAUCCGUACCCAACUCAAAAUAUCAGCAUCGAGAACUUAUUCGGUCCAUAUCUUUCCCCGGGCGUUGAAAUCGCCUCUUCGACUGAUUCAAACUUCUCCAGCGUUGUCACUGCACGAUGGACGAGCUGGGAUGCACCCACAUGGAUUGGGGCGAUCAAACCCGCUACAGAGAACGACGUGCAGGAAAUCGUGAAGAUCGCAAGUGCAAAUGGGAUCUCGUUUUUGGCAACAAAUGGAGGUCAUGGAGCUGGAAUAGGGUAUGCUAAUAUAUCUGGAAUCGACAUUAAUCUUUCCAGUUUCAAUACCGUCUCUAUCGACGUGGGAAGGAAUGAACUUACGGUUGGGGCUGGAGUCUUGAUUGGAGAUUUGAUUCAGCCGCUGUAUGAUGCUGGCCUGGCAGUUCCACAUGGAAACGAAGAAUGCGUGGGUAUGAUUGGAGCGACACUGGGUGGUGGUAUUGGAAUCGGGACAGGGGUUCUAGGCCUGGGUGUUGACUCACUCAAAUCCGUUCGCUUGGUCACAGCAGCUGGAAACCUGGUGACUGCCUCUUCAACGUCUCACCCAUGGCUUUUCUGGGCGACUCGUGGCGCCGGCGCGAAUUUUGGGAUCAUCUUGUCAGCAACAUUUGAGCUGCAGAACCAGAUCAACGAUGGCAACACGGUCCAAGGCAGCUUCAUCUUUGCUGGCGCAGAUAAUAGCUCAGUGUUUGAGCUUUACAAAUCAUUUGAUGAGGAUCUUCCCGAUGAACUGGCUAUUACAUUGGGUCUCUCAUACAAUCAAACCAGCCAAACCUCUGAGAUUCUAUUGAACUAUUAUUACUUUGGGCCACAAUCAGAGGCGCAGCCAUACCUCGAUGCUGUAGAGGCUUUGAGUCCUCUUACUAGCUCAAUUUCUGUUUUGACGGCACCAGAACUGUAUCAAGGAUUAGAAAAUGGCGAGUGCACAACCGGUGCACCUCUCAGCGGUGGCACUCUUGGAAUCGGCGAGACGGACAUCCCGACUCUUCAAGCUGUUUUUGCCGACUUGGUUGAAUUCAGUCAGGCAAAUCCUACAACUUAUAUUGGCCAGUCAGUUUUCCAGCGAUACAGCAACAGUCGCGCGCUCCAAGUAUCCUCCUGUAGCACUUCAUAUCCAUGGCGAGAUAUUAGGGCGUUCUGGCUCCAUUUGAAUGUCUUCCUCAGCCCAGAACUGGAGGAUGCGAGUGCCAAUCUCACCCUCUCUAUGCGUUCAAAGCUGCAAGCUACUAGUGGAUUCUCGAGCCCGCAUAUCUAUGUGAACUAUGCCUAUGGAGAUGAGGGCCCUGCUGCUUGGUGGUCGGCUGCUAAUUUGCCGAGGCUGCGUUUACUCAAAGCUCUUUGGGAUCCCAAACAUCUCUUCGGGAUGGCAAAUCCGAUUCCAGCUUGGGCAUAA